UGUAUGUUUCGGUACAUUUAUAUAAUUAGUGGAAUCAUCAUCAAUACUAUAAGAGAGUGAGAAACUCAAAUCUUUAUUUAUUAUUCUCAAUCCAAAACUCCUUUCUCAUUGGCUUCUAGGAUUUCCACUUUUCAGUUUGACUUGUUUUACUUAUCUAAUUUCUUCAGUUGGCCUAGCUUAGCUAGCUAGUGGACCACCAAAUCACCAAUUUCUCAGACACCAUCGGCAGAGGUUCAUUUUUGAAUAUGAAGUUCUUUAAUUGGAUGAAUAACAAGUUCAAUGGGGGACAAGAAACCAAGAAGUCUAAUGCAGUUCCAAUUUCCACAAAUUAUAGAAAUGAAGAGUUCAAAGAUUGGCCAGACUCAUUGUUGGCAAUUGGAACUUUUGGCAAUAGGAGCAGUAAUCUUAAAGAAAGUACACAACCAGAACACAACAUAUCACACCUUAAAAACAUCGAAGACGAUGAUGAACAAAGUUCUUCAUCUCCAGAUUUAGCAGAAUUCACACCUGAAGAAGUUGGAAAGUUACAAAAAGAGUUAACAAAAUUACUAUCCCAAAAAACGCAAGCUGUUGUUAAAUCUGAAUUAGUCGAGAUCCAAAACGAUGAUACAAUUCUUCCAUUGGACAGAUUUCUUAAUUGUCCAUCAAGUUUGGAAGUUGAUCGCAGGAUUAAUUCCAACAGAUUUAGCAGUGCUAAUUGCUCAGAUAAUUUCGAUUACAACGAGGAAGAAAUGGACAGAACAAUAAGAGUGAUCAUAGGUAGAUGCAAAGAUGUCUGUAGUAAACAGAAACAAAAGAAAUCAAUUGGGAAGAAAUCAAUAUCUUUCCUUGUCAAGAAAAUGUUCGUUUGUACAAGUGGUGGUUUUGGUCCAGCUCAUAGUUUACGAGACACAUUUACUGAAUCAAGAAUGGAGAAGCUUUUGAAAACAAUUCUUUCCAAGAAAAUACAUCCCCAAAAUGCCCCUCGAACAUCAACAAAGAGAUAUUUAGAGGACAAGCAUCCACAAAAAGUAGAGAAAGAGGAAAAGAAAAGGGAGAAAACUUGUGAUGAUGGAUCUAAAUGGGUGAAAACAGAUUCUGAUUUUAUUGUCUUGGAAAUGUAGAUAGCGUACGCCUCUCAGCAAGCCGUUCCAUUUUAGGAAAUGUCGACGUUUUUGGGUCAAAGUUACUUGUUAUUUUUCACCUCAAAAUGUUCAUGUACUAUAUAUUCCAUGAGUAACUUCGUCAUCUAUUAGACUUUUGUUCUAUUAUUAUCCACGUCGUUAGGAAAAAGUCUCUGUUUUUUACUUGAACCUUAACAACAGGGUGAACACGAGUCUUUUCCUAGCUAAUGGAGGAAUAAUACGGCAAAUUAGAACAAGGGCAAAUUUGAACAUUUUUCCAACUUAUUAUUUUCAUCAAGGCAAACCUUUAUUGGGUGAGUUCAAUGGGAAUCAUGGCCAUCCAAUAUUGUACAAAGAUAACUUUUAUCUUUCUAGUCUACCUAGAAGGGUUACUGUCCCUUUUUUCAUGGUCGUAUUUAUUAAUGGAUGCAACACAUGUUGUGUAAUGUGUUUUUUAAA
This is a messenger RNA of Capsicum annuum, 1562 nucleotides long. RefSeq names its product protein NEGATIVE GRAVITROPIC RESPONSE OF ROOTS-like. Gene Ontology annotation, biological process: regulation of growth; gravitropism. NCBI's taxonomy places the organism in Eukaryota, Viridiplantae, Streptophyta, Magnoliopsida, Solanales, Solanaceae. The record is from RefSeq and is a predicted model, not a curated record. The transcript is spliced from 5 exons. The coding region runs from base 246 to 1103 and encodes 285 amino acids.